This is a messenger RNA of Sphenostylis stenocarpa, 732 nucleotides long. The record is from the annotation of a GenBank genome assembly. NCBI's taxonomy places the organism in Eukaryota, Viridiplantae, Streptophyta, Magnoliopsida, Fabales, Fabaceae.
AUGGGUUCGUGUUCUUCUGUCCACCGAAACCAGCCACCCAACAUGAAGCACCUCACGCUCUCGUUUGAGUCCAAAGCUGAAAACCUCGUGAUUCCUCCAUCACCCUUCAAAGGCAAUCCCCAAAACAGGAGCUUUGAGGCUGAUGCUGCUGCCUUGAAGUGUCAGUGGUCACCCUCUCGGUCAACCACCACCUUCUCAGUCACGGACUGUGGGAAUGAUGAUGGAAAGGAUGAAUCUUUUUUUGACUCAAAGGCCUGGUUAGACUCGGACUGUGAAGAUGAUUUCUACAGUGUCAAGGGUGAUUUUACCCCAUCUCGUGGCAGCACUCCAGUGCACCACAUUUUUCUCAAUAAAACCCCUUCUUCUGAGGCUGGUUCUGCUCCAGAACCAUCUCCUACAACACAAAAGAAAAAGUUGUUGGAGCUUUUUCGCGAAAGUGUGAGAGAAAACCAAAGUGAAGAUGCUGAGAACACUUUGGACAAUGAAAUGAAAGAAGUGAAACCAACAACUAUACAUGACCUUCUUCCUAAAUCUGCCCACAGCACUCCCUAUGUCUCAGGAGGCAACUCUGCAUGUAGUAGUGAGAGAACAAUGAAUGAUGAUCAUCUAUCCCUUAGAGAAAAAACAGUUAAAUCUAUGCAGUGCUGCCUUCCAAGCUUGGCUUCAUGCCGUAGCUUCAGUGAGAGGAAGAGAAAGACAAGUCCUGCAAUAGCAGCAAAUGAGAAAGCUUAA